UUGUCCCAAUUAGUGACCCAUGUAAAGUGUGAGAGAUAAAGUUGUUUUAAACAACUUUUCUAAACCACAUUUUAAGUCCAAAAUGACCACUCUACCCCCACUGUCCAUGACAUACCCAAAGCUUACGGCCUUAGCCAGACAGAAGCUGCCAUGCUCCCCCAGAAAAAUUCCAAGGUCUCAAUUGAUCAAAGAAAAAGAUGACAUAGAUCAUUAUCUGGAGGCAAAUUUCAAAGGAUUGUCAAAAGAGGAGGUUGCUGCUUACAGGAACUCAUACAAGAAGAACAUCUGUGUGGACAUGCUGCGAGAUGGUUAUCAUAAGUCCUUUACUGAGCUCUUUGGUCUGAUGGAGCGGUGGGAUGCCCUGAGGGAGGCUGCGAGGGUUAGGUCCGUCGUCUGGCUGCAGAAACCUCUGGAGGAGCAGCCUGAUAAACUGGAUUGCUUCUACCACUACCUGACCAGGGCUGAGGCUGCCGAGAGGAAAGAAUACUUGGAAGACGUAUAUAAUAACCUGUAUGCUUUGGCCUGUUACUUCAAUAAUUCUGAAGACAAGUGGGUAAGGAACCACUUCUAUGAGCGAUGUUUUAAGGUUGCUCAACUGAUCAAAAUUGACGGUGGGAAGAAGGAAGCCGAGGCGUGUGCGCACAUGGGCCUUCUCUACGAGGAAGAUGGUCAGCUUCUGGAAGCCGCUGAGCAUUAUGAAGCAUUCCAUCAAUUGACGCAGGGGCGGAUUUGGAAGGAUGAGGCAGGCCGCUUUCUCAACUUGUUGGCCUGUGAGAGUCUCCUGAGGACUUACAGAUUACUCUCAGACAAAAUGCUGGAAAAUAAAGAAUACAAACAGGCCAUCAAAAUUCUAAUAAAAGCUUCUGAAAUAGCUAAAGAAGGAAAUGACAAAAAAAUGGAAGGAGAAGCUUCCUAUUAUUUGGGCUUAGCACAGUUGGCUGCUGGAGAAUAUGAAACAGCAUUAACAAAAUCCUUCACUGUAUUCCAUGGUGUUUCCCUCUUUAAUAGCAAAGCUAACAUGUAUGCAAAAGUUUUGAAAAUACGUUCUAGCCUGUGGUUUAUAUUCAUGAAUGGUUUUUAUCCUUCAGGUCAGCUUCUGGAAGCCGCUGAGCAUUAUGAAGCAUUCCAUCAAUUGACGCAGGGGCGGAUUUGGAAGGAUGAGACAGGCCGCUUUCUCAACUUGUUGGCCUGUGAGAGUCUCCUGAGGACUUACAGAUUACUCUCAGACAAAAUGCUGGAAAAUAAAGAAUACAAACAGGCCAUCAAAAUUCUAAUAAAAGCUUCUGAAAUAGCUAAAGAAGCCCCACUUAGCACUUCCAACGCCCCUUAUCCUGCUCUGUCUUUCCGCCAGAGAAAUGACAAAAAAAUGGAAGGAGAAGCUUCCUAUUAUUUGGGCUUAGCACAGUUGGCUGCUGGAGAAUAUGAAACAGCAUUAACAUAUAAAUCUCUGAACUUGAGGAGUAGUAGUGAAGAUAGAG
This is a messenger RNA of Galeopterus variegatus (Sunda flying lemur), 1478 nucleotides long. Its product is annotated as tetratricopeptide repeat protein 29-like. The transcript is spliced from 11 exons. NCBI's taxonomy places the organism in Eukaryota, Metazoa, Chordata, Mammalia, Dermoptera, Cynocephalidae. Gene Ontology annotation, molecular function: protein binding. The annotation marks the transcript as partial. The record is from RefSeq and is a predicted model, not a curated record.